AUGUCAGAAUACAACUUUCCAUUCACGACCUCCGUGGCGCCAUAUAUGGACUCGCAAUACGUUGCAUCCGGACCAACGUCUACAAUGAACGGCUCUUUUUCUUCUCCGAUGGACGUCGGCCGUGUUAGCUAUCAGGGCUUCCCCCCUUCUCCUUCUUCUUCAACGGGAUCUCACCGUGUGAGCAAAGCGAAAAAGGGCAAGCGUGUACAUGAGUGCGAGUUUCCUGGAUGUAACAAGCUGAGCAUCGCCGGAGGCAUGAGCUGA
This is a messenger RNA of Penicillium manginii, 264 nucleotides long. RefSeq lists its product as uncharacterized. Lineage: Eukaryota; Fungi; Ascomycota; Eurotiomycetes; Eurotiales; Aspergillaceae. The transcript has 2 exons. Bases 1 to 264 code for a protein of 87 amino acids. The record is from RefSeq and is a predicted model, not a curated record.